Molecule: messenger RNA, 2457 nt
Organism: Gastrolobium bilobum
Lineage: Eukaryota; Viridiplantae; Streptophyta; Magnoliopsida; Fabales; Fabaceae
Product: alanine--tRNA ligase
Exons: 19
Biological process (GO): alanyl-tRNA aminoacylation; tRNA modification
Cellular component (GO): mitochondrion; cytoplasm; chloroplast
Molecular function (GO): alanine-tRNA ligase activity; nucleic acid binding; aminoacyl-tRNA deacylase activity
Source: RefSeq, a predicted model, not a curated record
UUCAAUAGGGAAGCUGAUGGCUCUCUUAAACCUUUACCUGCAAGGCAUGUUGAUACAGGCUUGGGUUUUGAACGAUUGACCUCUAUACUGCAGAACAAAAUGAGCAAUUAUGACACUGAUGUCUUCUUGCCUAUCUUUGAUGCUAUUCAGCUGGCAACAGGUGCUCGGCCAUAUUCUGGGAAAGUCGGACCAGAUGAUGUAGAUAAAGUUGACAUGGCAUACAGGGUUGUUGCAGAUCACAUCAGAACUCUGUCAUUUGCAAUUGCUGAUGGGUCUCGUCCUGGUAAUGAGGGCCGUGAGUAUGUUCUGAGGCGUAUACUCCGUCGAGCUGUUCGUUAUGGACGUGAAGUGCUAAAAGCUAAAGAGGGUUUUUUCAAUGGGCUUGUAAGUGUUGUGGUGAAUGUGAUGGGUGAUGUUUUCACCGAGCUAAAACAACAGGAAGUCCACAUUAGGAACAUAAUUGAAGAGGAGGAGGAAAGUUUUGGUAGAACCUUAAUUAAGGGGAUUGAGAAAUUUGAGACAGCUGUUCGACAUGUUCAGGGAAAGAUACUUAGUGGGGAGGCAACAUUUGUCUUGUGGGAUACAUAUGGAUUCCCAUUAGAUCUCACUCAGCUGAUGGCUGAAGAAAAGGGAUUACUUGUCGAUGUCAAUGGUUUUAAUAGUGCAAUGGAAGCUGCUAGAGAGAGAUCCAGAAAUGCUCAAACAAGGCAAGUUGGUGGUGACAUUGUCAUGGAUGCUGAUGCUACCUCAGCCUUGCACAAUAGGGGCAUUGCUCCAACAGAUGACAGCUUCAAGUACGUUUGGCUCAAGGACCAUGAGAGUGUGGUAAAAGCAAUAUACACUGGUUCCGAGUUUGUGGAUUGUGUUAAUACCGAUGGGGAUGUUGGUGUAAUUCUGGAAUCUACAAGCUUCUAUGCUGAGCAAGGUGGUCAGAUUUUCGAUAGUGGAUCACUUGAGGGGCCACAUACUUCGUUUCAAGUUCGUAAUGUUCAAGUUUAUGGAGGUUUUGUUCUUCACAUUGGUUCUAAUGGGACUGGUAUCGCUGUUGGUGACAAAGUAGUAUGUAAGGUUGAUUAUGGAAGGCGUACCCUUAUAGCCCCUAACCAUACCUGCACACACAUGUUAAAUUUUGCUCUCAGGGAAGUUCUUGGCAAUCAUGUUGACCAGAAAGGAUCUAUUGUUCUUCCUGAAAAAUUAAGAUUUGAUUUUUCUCACGGCAAGCCUGUUGAUGCUGAUAAUUUGAGGAGAAUUGAGUCAAUUGUUAAUGAGCAAAUCAAAGCUGAAUUGGAUGUGAGUGCAAAGGAGGCAACUCUUGCUGAAGCCAAGCGUAUCAAUGGUUUGCGAGCUGUUUUUGGAGAAGUUUAUCCUGAUCCAGUUAGAGUUGUGUCGAUUGGACAAAAAGUUGAGGAUCUCCUUGCUGACCCCGAGAAUGAAAAAUGGUUAUCUAUUUCAUCAGAAUUAUGUGGUGGUACCCAUAUUUCAAAUACCCGAGAGGCUAAAGCUUUUGCACUUUUGUCUGAGGAAGGAAUUGCAAAAGGAAUUCGCAGGAUAACAGCUGUCACUACUGAACGUGCUUGUGAUGCGAUGAAAGUGGCAGAUGAAUUUGAGCAGCAAGUAGAUGAUGCGGCUAAGUUAGAAGGAAAUUUGCUGGAAGAGAAAGUUUCAUCUCUGAAAAGCAAUGUGGAAACGUUAUCAAUUCCUGCAGCCAAGAAAGCUGACAUCAAGACCAGGAUAGUCCGGCUUCAGGAUCAAGUGAGAAAAGCACAAAAGCAGGUUGCUGAAGAAAACAAACGUAAAGCUAUAAUGAUCACAGCUGAGAAGGCUGAAUUAGCUGCUUCAGAUGGGAAAACUUUUUGCAUAUCUCAAGUUGACGUUGGUCUGGAUGUAGCUGCAGUUCGUGAAGCAGUUACAAAAGUCAUGGACCAGAAGGGGUUGUCUGUGAUGGUUUUUAGCACCGAUGAAUCUACAAACAAGGCUGUAGUUUGUGCUGGGGUGCCAGAGAAAGGAGAUAAAGGUAAACUGGAUGUAUCAGAGUGGUUGAGUAAUGCUUUGGGGCCUCUAAAAGGGAGAUGUGGCAAAGGAAAAGGUGGUCUUGCAACAGGGCAGGGUACAGAUGCUUCACAUGUGAAUGAGGCUAUGGAUCUUGCAGCAAAAUUUGCAUCAAUGAAAUUGAUUUAAGAGUGUAUUGCAGUAUUUCCUUCCUGGGGUGAAGGCAUGAUACAAUGGUUUUCUUUCGUCUGAUAUAACCAUACAGAAAGGGAAGGGCAAUUUGAAGUGACUGUUAAAUCUGGAUGAGUUGAAUAGACUUCUAAUUUAUAGUGUCUUGAGUAUUCUUUUGGUUGAUACAAACGGGUGCCUAGAUGGCGAGGAAACAUUUAGUUUUGUAUAUAAAAGAUCGCAAAUUGUUCCACAAUACAAUUACAAUUACAAUUACAAUUACAAUUACUUUGAUUUAAG